UUUGCUUGGUUCACACAAAUCUCUUCUUCUCUACGUCUUUGGUUUUAUCACUUCUAUGAGAUAUUUUUUCUCCGUCUUUCAUCGGAACAAAUGGUCAUGUUUGAAUAGAUAGAAAAGAAAAUCUUUGGUUGGCUAAAAAUGGCAACGGCUCUGCCAGCAGUAGCAUCUCUCUCCCAGGCUUCUUUCUUCAGCAAAGGGCACUCAAGAAUCUGCUAUCACGCUUCAAUUCCACUCUCCGAAGCCAAGUUGAAGCGGUUCACGGUCAGAGCUCUCAAAGAGAAAACAGAGGAAACUAAAAGCCCAUCUUCAUCUUCAUCACCUUCUUCUGCUUCAUCAGCUGAGGAAAUCACAAAGAAGUAUGGCCUAGAGGCUGGUCUCUGGAAGAUAUUUAGCUCAAAAGAGGAAGGAAAGGAAGGUGAUGGGGAGGAGAAGAAAUCAAAAGGGAAUCAAGCAAAGGAGCUGCUAGCACAGUAUGGAGGAGCAUACUUGGCAACCUCCAUUACUCUGUCUUUGAUCUCUUUCUUAAUCUGCUAUGCACUAAUUAGCGCUGGGGUUGAUGUCCAAGCUUUGCUGCAAAAGGUGGGGAUCUCAACCAAUGAGACCGGGGAGAAGGUUGGCACAUUUGCUUUGGCAUAUGCUGCACACAAGGCCGCAUCUCCAAUCAGAUUUCCUCCCACGGUAGCCCUGACUCCAAUCGUUGCCGGCUGGAUUGGAAAGAAAGUUGAGAAAGAAAAAUAACCUUUUUCUUUUUCUUUUUUAUAUGUAUAGUUUCUUCAGGUCAAAAACCCCAUGUUUUACUUCUUGUCAUACUACAUUUUUUCCUUCCUGUAACCAACUCUGGAUUAUAAUG
Molecule: messenger RNA, 850 nt
Organism: Juglans microcarpa x Juglans regia
Lineage: Eukaryota; Viridiplantae; Streptophyta; Magnoliopsida; Fagales; Juglandaceae
Exons: 3
Coding region: 139-738 (199 amino acids)
Cellular component (GO): mitochondrion
Source: RefSeq, a predicted model, not a curated record